AGUUUGGUCAAUGCGCAGCAGAAUCUGUCGAUUCUUCGCUUCGGUUGUGUCCGCAAUGGCAGCGAACAACUACUUCGGGUUCGCCGCAGGAAAUACACAGUAUGGUGCUGCCGGCACCUACCCAGCCGCCGCCAGCCAGACGGGCUACACCAUGCAGCAUGCUGCUGCUGCUGCAGCCACUCCCCAGCAGUUUGGUGCUCGUGCAGCUCCAACGUACAGUGCCUAUGACACCCACAACGCGGCUGCAGCAGCAGCUGCAAAUGCAGCCGCCGCUGCCUUUCACUAUGCCCCAAGGCAGCAGGCAUCCUAUGAAAAGAGCAGCCAGGGGGGCUACUACGGCCAGGGCCAAGUGAGCACGGCGUACGGCAAUGCGGCUGCCAGCACCGGUGCAGCCGAGAGCGUGAGCUCUAGCUACGCGGCCCAACCAACAGCCAAGAGCAGCUUUGCCUCGGCCUACAGGGCUCCUCCUUCGGGGCCCAAGAGCAACGCGGCCCAGUCACAGCAGCAACAGCAGCAGCAAGGCAGUGGGGGCGGCGGUGGCACGUCUGCUGCCUCGUAUGUGUACUCAGGCUACUCGAGUUCCUAUGGAGGUGUGCAAAACUCUGGGUACCACGGGAACCAGAAUAGCAGUGGGGGUGGGGGUGGAGCCAAGAUGUCGUGGAGCAGUGGCAGCGUCGGCGCUGGGGGUGGGGCCGCCAGUGGCGGUGGUGGUGGUGCCAUGGGCUCUGGUGGCCCUGGGCCCUUCAAGCGCCCCGGUCCCUUCCAGAACAAAAUCAACAAGCCCAAGCCGCCACCAAAACCUCCGCAGUUGCACUACUGUGACGUGUGCAAGAUAUCUUGUGCCGGCCCACAGACGUACAAGGAACACUUGGAAGGCCAGAAGCACAAGAAGAAAGAGGCUGCCCUGAAGAGCAAUGGAACAUCCGGAACACCACCACUGCCGCGAGGAGGUACGGCCCUGCGUUGCGAGCUCUGCGAUGUGACGUGCACAGGAUCAGACGCCUAUGCUGCUCACAUUCGGGGUGCCAAGCACCAAAAGGUGGUGAAACUGCACACGAAAUUGGGCAAGCCAAUUCCCUCAACAGAGCCUGUUGUUAUAGCUGCAUCGGGUACCACUACUACCACAAAGCCAUCGAUGACCACCACCACCACCACCACAGCUUCAUCACAGGGUGCUGUGGACAGUGCUGCAAAGGCAGCUGCCGACUCUGAAAGUGCUGUGGCUGAGGACGGCACUGUUGACCCUCUCAAGGAUGAUAAAGGCGCUGAGCCUGUUGGCCAGGACUACAUUGAAGAGAUGCGCAAUGAUGAAGGAAAGGUGAUCAGCUUCCAGUGCAAGUUGUGCGAGUGUCGUUUCAACGACCCCAAUGCCAAGGAAAUGCACAUGAAAGGACGAAGGCAUCGUCUCCAAUACAAGAAAAAAGUUAAUCCCGACCUUGUAGUUGACAUAAAGCCCAGCCUUCGUCAACGGAAGUUGCAAGAGGAGCGCCUUCGGAGGCAACUGAAGGACGAUUCGUGGAAAAUGCAUGAGGAUGAACGAUGGAGGAAAGAGAUGAGGAUGAUGGAGGAUGAGGAGCGGCUCUUCUGGGAGCAGCGGCGCUUUGAGGACGAAAUGGACCGUUGUCGCUUCUUUGGCCGAGGCCUUGGACCUAUGGGGCCCAUGCGACCGUGGGGACCACCCAUGAUGGGGCCCCCAGGACCCAUGGUAGGGUGGCCCCGCCACUGUCCUUGCCCACCAUUGCCGCCGCCGCCACCACCAAUAGGGUGGAGGCAUCGCUCCCGAGGUGGCAACAACCAGAUUGGCAGCAACGCACACCCUGCUCGGGUGGGGGCCCAGUCUGGGCAGCCAAUGCCUCGCCGCCCAGACUCAGUGGAUGAUCGCCAUGUGACAGCUAAACACUCCAUGAUCUACCCAAAAGAUGAGGACCUUGGACAGGUUCAACGCAUGGUCACAAACACAGAGAAGGCCCUGAAGUUGGUUUCGGACUCCCUAGCCGAGGUAACUGAGCCGAAGCCUGAGGCCGAAAAGCCAGAUGAUGAUGACGCCAAGAAGACCGAAGAAGGGAAGAAGGAAGAGCAACCGCAGCGCCUGCUCAAGGGUGUCAUGCGUGUUGGCGUGUUGGCCAAGGGCCUUUUGCUGGCGGGUGACCUGACGGUGGGCCUGGUGGUUAUGUGCUCCGAGAAGCCCGGCCGGACUCUGCUCGCACGAGUAGCUGCUUUGCUGCCAAAGCAUCUUGCAACUGUUUCCCCCGAUGACAAGUAUGAGGUUCGUGCCAGCCCACAGGAUGCAGCUGUGUCGGUGACAAACAAUUCUGAUCCCAAGGUUACUGUGUGGGUCACCCUCACAUCACCUGUUGUGCGAGACGGAGAAGCCAGUAACGCCAGUGUAAAAGACCCGCCGGAUGUUCUGGACAGGCAGAAAUGCCUGGAUGCUCUAGCCGCCUUGCGCCAUGCCAAGUGGUUCCAGGCUAGGGCAAGUGGUCUGCAGUCAUGUGUCAUGGUCAUCCGAAUUCUGAGGGACCUUUGCAACCGUGUACCCACAUGGAGUACCCUCAACUCGUGGGCCCUAGAGCUUUUGGUGGAGAAGGUGCUGAGCAGUGCAGGUCAGCCAUUGACACCCGGUGAUGCACUACGACGUGUCCUGGAAGCUGUGGCUGGCGGCAUCUUGCUACCUGGGAGCCCUGGAUUGCUGGACCCUUGUGAACGAGAGCCGGUGGAUGCCCUGGCUGGGCUCACUGACCAAGCUCGGGAAGACAUAACUGCCAGCGCUCAGCAUGCUCUGCGCCUGGUAGCCUUCCGCCAGAUUCACAAAGUUCUUGGCAUGGAUCCCCUGCCACCACCGAAGUUUGCCCGCAACUUGCUGAACCGCAAACGCAGGCGUGAUGGCGAGGCUGCUGACCAUGAGGGUGCUGACGGCAAGAAGGACAAGAAGGAUGAAGUGACAGCGCCAGCCACGGGCGCAGCUGCAGCGGCCCCAUCGGCUGGGUCCAAAAGUGAAGUGCCGGCGACCAAGGCCUGAUAGUGGAGCAUGAGCAGAAGCAGCAGCUCCUUCCGGAGUGGAGGCAGCUCGGGAAGAGCGGUGCACGACUUGCACGUACUAGCACAGUAUUUAACAACCCUCUGCCCAGGAAAACCCCCCAUCACUGCUAGUGUAUGAGUAAUGCCUGUAGCACUUGCUUAAGCUUUCCAUCUUUUCUGGUGUCUUGUGUGCUUCUCUUUCCAGGACAGCAGGCAAAACUUUUUUCAACAGACAAGUGAGGCCAGCAGAAGUGCUCAUUCCAACCUGCCCUUCUCCAUUUUCCUCUCCCUGCUUUUCUUUAUCACUGGGGAUUCAAAAUUGACAGCAGUGCUGUAUUCGUCCUUCAUAAGAGUCUGCUUGCUAACCAGCAGCACAUUUUUGUUGUUGUUGAUACUGCUUUGCUUUUCACUUGUUUUCAUUUUUGACACACCUUAUCUUCAUUUUUGCCUUUCAUUUGUGGCAAGUACGGUUUAGGUGGAAUUGAGUAAAGGAAAGAAAUGAAAUGGUACCUUUACUAUGAAAUGCUAUUCAACACAAAAAAAAAAAUUGUGGCAGUUUUGAAUUUGGCAGUGAUGGAUGGUGUGUAGGACAAUUUUGUGCUGGGCAUGAAUAAAGAUUUGCCAUUGUGGACAGUUUCUAAUUGUGAA
Rhipicephalus microplus (southern cattle tick) is the source of this 3666-nucleotide messenger RNA. It is a transcript of the gene Zn72D, whose product is annotated as Zinc-finger protein 72D. NCBI's taxonomy places the organism in Eukaryota, Metazoa, Arthropoda, Arachnida, Ixodida, Ixodidae. Gene Ontology annotation, cellular component: precatalytic spliceosome. The record is from RefSeq and is a predicted model, not a curated record. Gene Ontology annotation, molecular function: single-stranded RNA binding; double-stranded RNA binding; zinc ion binding.